AUGCCGAGUGAGAAACACAACGGGACGCGCCCUCGUAACGGGCGAACUCGUGAUGCGCGCCGUGCGCCCACCAGUGCGGGCCGUUCCACCCCUUUUCAGCCCCUCGUUCACUUCGACUGCCCGGUGUGUGGAUGCCGGAAUACGGUGCAUGUCGAGCUCGAUGCGCGGCAGCGUGUGGCGCUUGUGAAGUGCACCCACUGCCUUUCCCUCAAGCCGCGGCCGGCGGAGCUGCCCUUUCCCUACGCCACGCCCUUCGUCCCGCGAUUGGAGAACAAGGCGGAUGCGUUUUUUCGGUUUAGUGAGGCCUAUCGCAAGCUGCUCCCAUCUCAUCCGGAUAGGGAGGUGGCGCCUUCUAAGGGAUCGCUCGCCUUGGAGGAUCGUAGGAACGACGGGGAGUGGUGUUGCCAUGAGGGCGAAUUGGCGGCCGAGGCGGGUGGCGUACACGCUUCUUCUCCUUCGACGGCUACUAAUGCCUCUCCUUUAGCAAGUGCGAACCUAAAUAAUAGUAGCAAUAGCAGCGAUGGUGGGGCUGAAGGUGGUGGGGGUCGCCUUGGAGGGCUUUUGGACGGCCUUGAGGGGAUUUUAACCGGAUAUCCUUCUCAGCGUGUUAAAGGCGCGCCAGACGUUGAAUCGGAGAGCGCCAAGGAGCGCGAGGAAAUUGUUGAAAAUAGUGAGAAGUUAUCACAUAAUUCGACUGACAACCACAGUAAGUCGGUUUCUGAGGGUGAAGAGGGUGAAGAACUCAUAGGCGAUGUGAGUGCAUUCUUUGAUGAUUAA
This is a messenger RNA of Phytomonas sp. EM1, 777 nucleotides long. The record is from the annotation of a GenBank genome assembly. Lineage: Eukaryota; Euglenozoa; Kinetoplastea; Trypanosomatida; Trypanosomatidae.